Messenger RNA from Babesia microti strain RI, 390 nucleotides. Its product is annotated as 30S ribosomal protein S8. The record is from RefSeq and is a predicted model, not a curated record. Gene Ontology annotation, biological process: translation. Lineage: Eukaryota; Apicomplexa; Aconoidasida; Piroplasmida; Babesiidae. Gene Ontology annotation, cellular component: ribosome. The transcript has 2 exons. Bases 1 to 390 code for a protein of 129 amino acids. Gene Ontology annotation, molecular function: structural constituent of ribosome.
AUGCAACGAGCAUGUGAAAUGGUUGUGCCACUUUUACGUACAGAUGCCCAAACGCAAUGGUGCCCAUUUCACGUUCUGAAUGUGCAGAUUCUGCAACUUUUACUCAAAGAAGGUUAUAUUAGGGGUUAUCAAGUGUACGGAAGUAAAAUAAAUAUUCUUCUUAAACAUUACAAAGGGGCUCCAGUUAUUCGGAAUGUAAGAGUAGUAUCUAAACCCAGCCGUGACAUUUGGGUCACCCCGCACGAACUAAAAAGUAGAACGAGGUUUAACACUGGGUUGUGGGUCAUGCAAACUAGCCUGGGAGUGGUAUCCCACAGGGAUUGUAUAAGGAUGGGAAUUGGUGGUAAGAUGUUGUUCGCCGUUAACAACAAUUUUCAGCAUUUCUGCUAA